AAAUAUGAAAAGACAUUCAGCCAUUCUUUGGGCUACCAUAAGCCUGAUGCUAGUUCACCUCUCACAUUGUAACACAAAUGCAGGCGCUGGCAACCUGGAUCAUAUCGAUGGGACUACUGGUAUCGGGUUCGAUCUGGGAAGCGACCACGAGUCUUCACUACAGUCAUUAUCGUCGUCUUCAAGCAAAUGGUUUAAUGAAGAGGGUGAAAUGAUGGCAGGAAUCAGAUCCAAUUUGCUGCGAUCAAUCUUAAGGAACGCUAUAAUCGACCUAAGGCGAUACCUGACAUUUAUCGAUGCAACACCGAAUCGCGAUGUAUCGGCUGUAGAUGACACAACCGCAGGCGACGCGCGCGUAUCUGGAAUGGAUGCGUUGCCCAGCAACGGGAAAGCUGUACAAGACGGCGGCGAUGUUGUUUCUCUUCCAAAACGAGGCUCGGUCCAGCAGCAUGCGCCGUUGAGGAAGCGGCAGCUGAAUGCAAUCGAACGAGCCGUGAUUCGACAAGAGAUCUUGCGGAGGUUGGAGGAGAGCAAAAACCCCAUGGAAAUUCCAAUCGGACUUCGUUUUCGGAGAGCGCACGGCAAUGGAGGAUUUUCCAGUCACUAUCCCAUCGUUCCUUUCGUGGACUCGUUCUUCCCUUCGUAUCACCCUCUCGGAUCAUUUUCAACAAGACAUUUGUCAUUAAAUAGUUUUCUAGAUAGGCCUGUGCUACGAUAUUGAAGCCAUGCUGCCCACCAGUCACACCAGUCAGUUCGACACCCAUUGAUUCAAUGAUAUAAACGUAUUAUUUUUGCUAUUUUCCCACUAUUUUGGUGUUAAAUGUUCAAAUCCAUGGAGUAAGAACCUGAGGGAAAUGGGCUUGUCAGGGGCCCGUUGCAGAAAGAGUUGCAAUCAAUCGCAACUCUAAAAAUUACGCGCAACCUGAUUUUCAACCAAUCCAUAGCGCGCAUUUUGAGAUUUGCGAUUGAUUCUUUGGCUUGCGUUUAAACACAACUCUUUUUGCAACGGGCCCCUGACCGUUAACGGGGCUCCGUAACACAAAAGUUUGCGAUGAAUUUCAAAUGUGAAAGAACCAAACUGAUUGGUUUCUGGUCAGUAUUUUAAACAAAAUGAGCGUGUAACAUCGAUCUUUAUUGGCCAGUCCAUUUAGCGAUUGAUCGCUAAUCUUUGCGUUACGGAGCCCUGGUGUUCUACUUAAUAACAUUACCUAUUGGAAUGAACACAGUGUCCCACAGUGUGUGCCACAGCGUGUUCACAGUGUGGAUCACAAUGUGAAAUCACCUUCACACUGUCAAAUUUGAGAAAUUUAACAGUGUGAAUCACAGUUAUAUUCAAAUAGUCAACUGUGUGAACAGACUGUGGACAGUCACACGGCCGAGUUGUCCACAGUGUGAAAAUAUCUUCACACUAUUAAAUUUGUGAAUUUUAACAGUGUGAUUCACGUAUUCAAAUAGUCGACCGUGUGAACAGACUGUGAACAGUCACACUGCCUAGGUGUCCACAGUGUGAUAAUAUCUUCACACUUAAACUUGAAAAUUUAAAAGUGUGAUUCACAUACUCAAAUAGUCGACCGUGUGAACAGUCACACUGCCGAGGUGUCCACAGUGUGAAAAUAUCUUCACACUGUUAAAUUUGAGAAUUUUAACAGUGUGAUUCACAUACUCAAAUAGUCGACCGUGUGAACAGUCACACUGCCGAGGUGUCCACAGUGUGAAAAUAUCUUCACACUGUUAAAUUUGAGAAUUUUAACAGUGUGAUUCACAUAAUGAAAUAGUCGACCGUGUAAACAGACUGUGGACAGUCACACUGUCGAGGUGUCCACAGUGUGAAAAUAUCUUCACACUGUUAAAUUUGUGAAUUUUAACAGUGUGAUUCACGUAUUCAAAUAGUCGACCGUGUGAACAGUCACACUGCCUAGGUGUCCACAGUGUGAAAAUAUCUUCACAGUUAAACUUGAAAAUUUAAAAGUGUGAUUCACAUACUCAAAUAGUCGACCGUGUGAACAGUCACACUGCCGAGGUGUCCACAGUGUGAAAAUAUCUUCACAGUUAAACUUGAAAAUUUAAAAGUGUGAUUCACAUACUCAAAUAGUCGACCGUGUGAACAGUCACACUGCCGAGGUGUCCACAGUGUGAAAAUAUCUUCACACUGUUAAAUUUGAGAAUUUUAACAGUGUGGUUCACAUACUAAAAUAGUCGACCGUGUGAACAGACUGUGGACAGUUACACUGUCGAGGUGUCCACAGUGUGAAAAUAUCUUCACACUGUUGUAAUUGAGCAUUAUAGCAUUGUGAAUGAUAUAUUUACAUAGUCCUCUAUUUGAACAUUCUGAGAUCACGCUGGGCGAGAGUGGUUUCAACAGGAUUUUAUGUUUUCUUAUGUACACUUCGAAGAAAAAUAAAUGUAAUUCAAAUUUUUAAUGAAUAAAAUUAAUAUACAGUGUCUACAAGAAUUAUCUGUACACUACAUAUAACAAUGCAAAAUGAGAACAGGAACUAUGUUGGAACCAAAAAAAUCCUAAGUUGGCCAUCAUAAAGUAUAAUGAAUUCUAUAUCAUAUAAAAGAGGGAAUUUUAGCAAUCACUUUGCACCUAGUUGGAAAUUAUAAUUGGUCAUGCAUGAACUACCAUGAAUUAUGAAAUGCAAUAAUGCAUACUUUUAGACCUUUCUGCGAUUAUUGAAGCGUAGCGCGCAACGGUUCAUUGAUCAUGACUUAUUUCCUAUUUUUCUGAGAGAUGAGAUGAUUCAAUAUGCUUUCAUUCUUAAUAUUUAAGUAGGUUGUACGGAUUUCGUUAACAAUUUUAAACAAAUUGAUGCCUGACUGCUGUUGCCUCAUUGACUUUUGCCCAGGGGUGUAAUUUGAUUCAUUUUUAACAUAUCAUUUCCUGUCAAAAUGAAUAUAUAUUGGAAGAGAACGUAUGGCCUUUGUUUUGUAACUACAUCCAAUUAGUGAUCAGUCAUGCAAUACUGAUUAUGAAUUGUUAUAUGCAACAAUGCAUAGUUUCAGAGCUUGCUCUGAUUAUUGAAGCGUAUUACCAAACGCUUCAUUGAUCGUGCCUUAUAUCCCUUUUCCCCACGAGUUUAGUCCAGGAUAGAAGAGGCAUAACCUUGUUUUUUUUAUAUAUACAAUAUUUUUUUAUGGUUUCUUGUCA
Messenger RNA from Lytechinus variegatus (green sea urchin), 3148 nucleotides. RefSeq lists its product as uncharacterized. Lineage: Eukaryota; Metazoa; Echinodermata; Echinoidea; Temnopleuroida; Toxopneustidae. The record is from RefSeq and is a predicted model, not a curated record. The transcript has a single exon. Bases 5 to 718 code for a protein of 237 amino acids.